This is a messenger RNA of Nelumbo nucifera (sacred lotus), 2746 nucleotides long. The record is from RefSeq and is a predicted model, not a curated record. Lineage: Eukaryota; Viridiplantae; Streptophyta; Magnoliopsida; Proteales; Nelumbonaceae.
UUGUUUUCUCUGAAAGGAGGUUGGAGGUUCACAGUUUCACAUUUGGGAGAAUGUUUUUUGCAGAGAUGGGAAUAACCACCAAGUCAUCCAUCACUGCCCUAGUUUCUUUCUUCUUUUUGUUCUCUCUCAAAGCCUAUCACUCCGUUGCGGUGGACAGAAUCAUUCCCGGCCAAUCUCUCACAGGAAACCAGACCAUAAUCUCUAAAGGUGGUAUCUUUGAAUUGGGUUUCUUCACUCCAGGUAAGUCUCGAAACUACUACAUUGGUGUCUGGUACAAACAAAUCCCAUCUCAAACCGUUGUUUGGGUGGCCAACAGAGAUAAUCCCCUACCCAGUCCUUCCUCAGAAUUUAAGCUCUCUGAAGAUGGGAAUCUAGUCCUUCUCGACAACUCCAAAAUCCCAAUCUGGUCAACAAAGUUGAGCUCAAGCGCUAGCAGCCUAAAUUCUUCUGUAGCAGUUCUCCUUGACACCGGAAAUCUUGUCUUGAGACGGGCUUCGACUUUGUCUCGUGAAUGGCAGAGCUUUGAACAUCCGACGGAUACAUGGCUGCCUGGGGGAAGGUUGGGCAUGAAUAAAAUCACUAGGGAAGUCCAACGCCUUGUUUCAUGGAAAAGCGUGGAAGAUCCUUCUCCUGGAAUCUUUUCUCUUGAGAUAGACGAAAAUGGAAGUAGCCAGUAUUACUUAGUUUCAAAAGAAUCAUAUAGAUACUGGAAUAGUGGUCUAUGGACUGGGCGGAUUUUUACCUCAAUCCCUGAAAUGACUUCGAGCUAUUUCUAUAGUUUCAGCUAUGUGUCCGAUGCAAAAGAGAACUAUUUCACUUAUACAGUCAAGGAUCCUUCUGUUCUUUCAAGGUUUGUGAUAGAUUUAUCAGGGCAAAUUAGGCAAUAUACUUGGGUGAAUACCAGCCAGCAAUGGCUAUUGCUCUGGUCUCGUCCAAAUGAUCGGUGCGAUGCUUACUCACUUUGUGGGCCUUUUGGUAGCUGCAAUCCUAGAAGCUUGGCCUUCUGCGACUGCUUGCAAGGUUUCGAACCAAGGCGUCCCAUGGACUGGAAUUUGAGUGAUUGGUCCGGCGGUUGCAUGAGGAAAACCCCUCUGCUAUGUGAAACUAAUAAUUCUGUCAACACAGAGGAAGAUGGAUUCUUGAUGAUGAGAGAUAUGCAUUUCCCGACAAAUUCAGAGAAGUUGUCAGUGGCCAGUGCUGAAAAUUGUGAAUCAGCUUGCUUGAGCAAUUGUUCUUGUUCUGCUUAUUCCUACUACAGCAGUGGAUGUUUCAUAUGGAUUGGAGGCCUAUGGAAUUUGAACCAACUCUUGGAUGGUGAUACCCAUGGAGUAAAUGUUUAUCUCCGACUUUCGGCCUCUGAGCUGCCUAGUUCUGAAACUAAGAAGAAAAAAUCAGUUUUUGUAGUUAUCAUGGGUAUAGUUGCAGCAACUUUAGCACUCCUAUGUAUAACUUCCUUGUUAAUACGUAGGUUCCGGAGGAUAUUGUUCCCAAGUUCUUUGAAUGUGACACAGGGCACGCUGGUGACAUUUCGGUAUAGAGAACUACAGAUUGCGACCAAGAACUUUUCUGAACCGUUGGGAAGAGGAGGUUUUGGUUGUGUUUUCAGAGGAACACUGCCUGACUCGAGUGCAAUUGCUGUUAAGAAACUUGAAGGAAUCAGACAAGGAGAAAAGCAAUUCCGAACAGAAGUGAGCACGGUCGGUUCAGUCCAGCAUGUUAAUUUGAUUCGACUUCGUGGGUUUUGCUCUGAAGGUACUAACAGGCUGCUGGUUUAUGAUUAUGCACCCAACGGUUCUCUAGAAACUCAUCUAUUCCAGAAGGAUUCCAAGAUGUUAGACUGGAAGACGAGAUACAGAAUUGCACUGGGGACAGCAAGAGGAUUGGAGUACCUCCAUGAGAAAUGUAGGGGAUGCAUCAUACACUGUGACAUCAAGCCGGAAAAUGUACUAUUGGAUGCUGAAUUCUAUCCCAAAGUGGCAGAUUUUGGCCUGGCCAAGCUUCUCAGUCGAGAUUUCAGCCGUGUUCUUACAACGAUUAGAGGGACCAGAGGCUAUCUUGCACCAGAAUGGCUUUCGGGCCUAGCCAUCACACCAAAAGCUGAUGUCUACAGCUAUGGGAUGAUGCUCUUUGAGAUAAUCUCAGGCAGGAGAAACCUAGGGAAAGCUGAAGAUGGAAUGGGUAGUGAGUUCUUUCCUACACAGGUUGCAACCAAAAUUAACAGGGGUGAAGAAGUGAUUGAUCUAUUAGAUUACAGGUUGGAGGGUAAUGUUGACACAGAAGAGCUCAGUAGAGCUUGUAGAGUUGCAUGUUGGUGCAUUCAAGAUGAUGAAUGCGAAAGGCCAUCAAUGGGACAGGUUGUUCAGAUGCUGGAGGGAGUCUUAGAAGUGAGCAUGCCUCCAGUACCACGGUAUCUACAGACUCUUGUGGAGAAUCAAGUGCAUUAUGAGGUAUAUGGGGAGUCGUCUUCCCGGUUUAUUACAUAGUUUGCUUGACAUAACAUCUAUUUUGUUAGGUAGGUCAAGAACACGCUACCUUCACCUUUGCUUAUUACCUGAGGAUGAAAUUCUCGAUCCAUCCAUUUGCAUACGGUUGAAUCUACGUACUCAUGUGUUUCUUCUCUUGGAGGUCUCUAGUUUUAGUAUAUGCAGUAAAGCUUCUGUCUAGUUCACUCUUGUAUCAUAGAUUUGUAGUCUUAACAGUAUCCCCCAAUGUUGGAAUUGCACAGCGGAAAUAAUGUAAUUAUAAA